UUUGUUUUUCGCAGAUCGGACUGUUAAACCCUAAACCCUUCCCUACCCCCGCCCGCCCAUAGUCGAUUGCGGAGCAUGCGCCAUCUGCUUGGAACAGUCACACAUCGGCGGCAUCGUCUCUGCCGCCCAGUAGCCGCCGUGUAUCUUCUCCAUUCCGCUCAUUACAGGGCUCCUCCGAAAGCACCGACGCCCCCGUCCCCCCCGACGCCCCCGAAACCGCCUCAAAAGCCCGCGACCUUCACCUUCCACGAACAAUCAUGGGAGGACCCCUACAGCUGGAUGUCCAGCCUCAACGAUAAGGUCGCCAUGCGCCACAUGGACGUGUGCAUGGAGCAAGAAGAGAAGUACACCGAGGCCGUCAUGUACGACACCCAACGCCUACAGAGCAAGCUCCAGUCCGAAAUGGCCUCUCGCAUGGCCUUUGACCUCUCCACCCCUCCUCUCCGCUGGGGUCCAUGGUUGUACUAUCGGCGAGUCGAAGAAGGGAAGCAGUAUCCAGUGCUCUGCCGGAGAUUGGCAAGCUUGAACGAAGAGUUCAUUUCAAAUAAAUCUCCUUCAGCUGGAUUCGAUUUCACGUCUGGGAGGAGAAUUGAGCAAAAGCUUCUUGAUUACAAUGAAGAAGCUGAAAGAUUUGGAGGCUAUGCAUUUGAAGAAUCAUCAGAAGUGUCACCAGACCACCGGUAUUAUGCAUACACUAUGUAUGAUAAAGACAAUGACUACUAUAAGUUAUCUGUUAGAGAUUUGAAUUCUGGUGCCUUACUUAGUACACCUCAAGUUGAUCGUGUUUCUAAUUUGGCCUGGGAAAAACAUGGGAAAGCAUUGCUUUACACGGUCACAGAUCAGAAUAAGAGGCCAUAUCGGAUAUAUUGUAGCAUGAUUGGAUCAAAUGAGCACGAUGUUAUGCUUUUUGAAGAAUUGGAUGACAAUAUCCAUGUCAAGAUAAGGCACACAAAAGAUUUCCAAUUUGUGACUGUAAACACCUUUUCUGUUGCAUCUUCUAAGGUGUUUCUGAUAAAUGCAGCUGAUCCUUUGUCUGGCAUGACAUUAGUAUGGGAGUGUGAAGCUCAAGCCCACUGCAUAGUUGAGCAUCAUCAAGGGUUUCUUUAUUUAUUUACUGAUGCAGCUAAGGAGGGCCAACCAGUUGACUGUCACUAUCUCCUACGUUGUCCUUUUGAAGCUUCUUCCAAUUUUAGAGACUGGGAGAGUGUAUUUAUUGACGACCAGGAUUUGGUUAUUGAGGAUGUUGAUUUCAAUGAGACACACUUAGUGUUGAUUUUGAGAGAAGGCCGAGUGUUUAGGAUUUGUUCAGUUGCUCUACCUUUGCCAAGCGGGAAGGGAGCAGUUCAUCUGGAGGAACUUAAACCACGUUUCCUGCCUCUUCCAAAAUAUGUAUCUCAAAUAUCACCUGGACCAAAUUAUGACUACCACUCCUCAAUUAUGCGCUUUACAAUAUCAUCACCCAUAAUGUCUGAUGCUGUCGUUGAUUAUGACUUAUCAAAUGGCAAGUGGAAUAUCAUCCAACAGCAAAACAUGCUUCAAGAGAGAACUCGAAUUUUAUAUGGGGCUUCAUCUACUAGCAACAUUGAAAAACUAUCUACCUCCAAAUGCACUGAUUCCAUAUAUGGGGUCAAUUUUGAAGAUGAUCGCUUGUGGAAUGACCUCUCUGAGUUCUAUGCAUGUGAACAGUAUAGUGUUCCUUCUUUUGAUGGAGCUGUGGUUCCAUUGACUAUUGUUUACUCACGUAAAAAUAAAAAGGAGAAUCAAAGUCCUGGUUUACUUCAUGGACAUGGUUCUUAUGGUGAGUUACUUGAUAAAGGGUGGUCCAGCGAAUUAAAAAGCCUGCUUGAUCGUGGUUGGGUUGUCGCAUAUGCUGAUGUUAGAGGUGGAGGUGGUGGGGGUAAAAAAUGGCAUCAUGAUGGCAGACGCACACAAAAACAUAAAUCCAUUGACGACUACAUCUCAUGUGGCAAAUUUCUUAUUGAGAAGGGGUUUGUGCAAGAAAACAAGCUUGCUGGCUAUGGAUAUAGUGCUGGGGGACUUUUGGUUGCUUCAGCAAUUAAUUCUUGCCCAGAUUUAUUGUGUGCUGCAGUUUUGAAGGUUCCAUUUUUAGAUCCAACAACCACCCUUCUUUAUCCCAUUUUGCCACUUACUGCAAAUGACUAUGAAGAGUUCGGUUAUCCUUGGGACAUUGAAGAUUUUUUGGCUAUUCGGAAAUACUGUCCUUAUGACAAUAUUCAGAAGGGUGCUCUGUACCCGGCUGUAUUAGUGACAUCUUCUUUCAAUACAAAAUUUGGAGUUUGGGAAGCUGCAAAAUGGGUUGCACGGGUUCGUGAACGAACUAUUUAUGACCCUAAGCGUCCAGUUCUGCUUAAUUUGACGACGGAAAUAGUGGAGGAAAACAGGUAUUUACACUGCAAGGAGGCAGCUUUGGAGACCGCUUUUCUUGUCAAAAUGAUGAGUUCCUAGAAUGGCUGGUUCAUGGAUAAAGAACUUGAUUUGGCGUUUGAUUUCGCCUGUUGAGAUCCUGAAUUUUCUAAUAUGUAAAGGUCAUUGUAGCCCAUUUUAUUAAGAUGUUUUAUAAAGAAUGUGGUUUUUUGAAAUUUUUGACUCACCAGCGGCUGUGGUUGAUGGACUGCUAGCUAGAAGAACGUAAGAUGUAAAAACUAGCGAUGCAUAUGUAAAAUUUAAUUAGCUGACAAGAUCAGCAAACAUGUAUGGUGUAUGAAUCUAGGACGUUAGAAAAAAAGAAAGAAUAUAACCUGUUAACAGCAAAUGUAACAAUGGAAUAAAGAUCUACACACACCAUCAUCCAAAUGGACAGUGAUGUGAGUCUGACUUUAUUAUUUUUUUGAUGAAUUAUAUAUAGAAAAUUUGAAGAGAAUUUUGAAGUU
Messenger RNA from Malania oleifera, 2891 nucleotides. RefSeq lists its product as uncharacterized. NCBI's taxonomy places the organism in Eukaryota, Viridiplantae, Streptophyta, Magnoliopsida, Santalales, Ximeniaceae. The record is from RefSeq and is a predicted model, not a curated record. The transcript has 11 exons. Gene Ontology annotation, molecular function: serine-type endopeptidase activity. Gene Ontology annotation, biological process: proteolysis. The coding region runs from base 76 to 2466 and encodes 796 amino acids.